GCCCGUGUGAGUGACGUGACUCGAGGGGAGAGACUGCGGGCGAGUCUAUCACCAACAAGGCCUCCCCACAUCUGCCUCCUCAUCCCUUUGAUUCCAUCCUCUCGAACUCCCAUUGACGGCCCAACUCCACCUACAGCCUCUUCCCCUCCCCUGCCAACUUCCUUACUCCUCCAUCUAAUCCUUUUGCAGACCCCGUCGACAUGAGCUGGAAGGGACUCACUAAGGCAGUUUCCCGACUUCCUCAUACCUUGUCCACAAAGACCGGUAUCCGCGAUUCAACAACCGACUAUGAGUUCAAGGACAUGAACGACAAGUUCACAGCCUGUGAAAAGACAACAGCUACUCUCUUAGGCGAUGUGUGCAAAUACCGCGACAGUGUUACAGCACUCCUUAAUCAUCAGGCGGAAUUCGGCAUCGUCCUCGCAGAGAUCUAUGACCCAUCUCUGGGCGAGCCGAUUGGCGAGGUCACCCCACGCCGUAUCCAGACCGCACCAGAGUCUGUUCAGGCCGUAGACGAUUUCCAAGCGGUCAUGCGGGAGAUCAGGGAUAUUCUCUUACCUGAGGUGGACAAACUGGAGGCCUCAGUCGUGACUCCGUUGACAGAAAUGCAGAACCUGAUGAAGAUGAUCCGGAAGACUAUCGUUAAGCGUGACCACAAGUUGGUUGACUAUGAUCGCUUCAGGAUCUCGUUGAAAAAACUCCAGGAUAAAAAGGAGAGAACGCUGAGCGACGAAAAGCAGAUCUUCAAGCUCGAAUCUCAAUUGGAAGUUGCGACAGCGGAUUAUGAAGGGUUGAACAACUUGUUGAAGGAAGAACUACCUGGCUACUUUUGGCUGCGAACGCAGCUGAUGGAACCCGUCUUCUACUCGUUUUUUUUCCUGCAGCUCCGCAUUUACAAUAUUCUUCUGGAUCGCAUCGACCCUCUCUCCAGAAGUGGAUAUUACGACUUAACCAUGGACAUCAUUCAAGGAUACGAGGCUCGCAAGGGCGACAUUGCGCCCACUCUGGAGGGGGUUGAAAUUAUUACCAAACGGGCCAUUACAACUUCCUAUGCCAGCAAAUACGGCAGACCAUCUCCUGAAACCAGCCCUACAGGAAGCGCCUAUGGGACCCCAAGGUCGUAUGGAGGCUCAAGCGCAUCUGUGGGAGAAGCAAAGUCCCAUUCACCCCCAGCACCCCCAGCAACAAAGCCUUGGCAGGCGGCAACAACAGCCAAGCCGUGGCAGCAGCACCAGGCGUCAGCACCCCAAACGGCUCCAAAGUCAUGGCAACCAGCUACUGCGGGCACAUCUCGUACUGCAGCACCCACAGCACCAGCGCCUCCAGCAUCAGCACCUAAACCAUGGCAAGCAGCCGGCGCGACCGCCCCUACACCAAGGCCAUGGCAAGCCAAGUCGACUCAGGACGCAUCGCCACCACCAGCCUAUUCAGCACCGCAACCUGCUGCUGUCGCUCCAGCUCCUGCAGCUCCGCGAGGUGGACCCAAUGUGCAUAUCCACGUUAGUCCAUUCAGUACAGGAGUCGCAGGAGCCAUAGCAGCUUCAGCUGCGAGUACGGCAUUCCAGGCCGGGAAAUCGUCCCUCGCUAAUAAGAAGCCCCCACCACCUCCUCCACCCAAGAGGUUGAAUGUCAAAAUGGUAGUCGCGCUUUACGAUUACGAUGCACAGCAGGAGGGCGACUUGAGCUUCAAACAGGACGACCGGAUCGAGCUUGUGGAGCGGACUGCGAACACGGAUGACUGGUGGACCGGCAAGUUGAACGGUAAACAGGGUGUUUUCCCAGGCAAUUAUGUUAAGGAGAUCUGAGGCAAGAAUACAUUGUAAGGAUUGAGGUUGGAGAACGGCAGAUGGUGGUUUUAUGUCUUUGGAAGUAGUGCCAUAGAAAUACGACGAUAAUAAUAAAGGCGAGGGUGUUGCUGUUGUACC
Molecule: messenger RNA, 1925 nt
Organism: Gamsiella multidivaricata
Lineage: Eukaryota; Fungi; Mortierellomycota; Mortierellomycetes; Mortierellales; Mortierellaceae
Exons: 8
Coding region: 201-1805 (534 amino acids)
Biological process (GO): endocytosis; plasma membrane tubulation; actin cortical patch localization
Cellular component (GO): actin cortical patch; mating projection tip; Rvs161p-Rvs167p complex
Molecular function (GO): protein binding; lipid binding
Source: RefSeq, a predicted model, not a curated record